GGUAAGUAUCAGUUCGCCAAAAGUUCUCGUGGUGAUCCAUCAGAGCGGACCGGAUCGAUUUUCGAUUUGCCCAAAAUGAAGCGAUUGGUAAUCCUGGUCCUCGGCAUGACGGUGGCGAUAUCUCAAGGCGCUCCGACAGAAGAUACGACCAACGUCGUGGCAAUCUUGCGGCAAAGUGCGGACGGUCCCAACCCCGACGGUUCUUACAAUUGGUCCUACGAGACGGAGAACGGGAGCAAGGCGGAGGAAUCCGGCUCUCUUCGGGAGGUCGGCUCCGGGACCGAGGCCAUCCAGGCUCGUGGCACCUUCAGCUAUACAGCCCCCGACGGGGCGGUCAUCGAGCUCGAGUACGUCGCCGACGAGAACGGUUUCCAGCCCCAGGGCGCCCACUUGCCCGUCGCCCCGGUGAUACCCGAGGGCAUACAGAGGGCACUCGAUUGGAUCGCCACGCAUCCGGAGGAGAACGACACGGACGCGCUAAGGAAUAAUAAUCAGCCGAAAAACCAGGAAGAGCAGGAGGAAAAAUAACGCGUCUAUUAAGCGUAUUUGUCGCGGGUUCCUCGUUUACCAAUUGAACUGCUUGUGUAUGUUGAAUAAUUAAAAGUUGUUUGAGCAUUAAACGAUGUCUGUAUUUUUCAUGGG
Ceratosolen solmsi marchali is the source of this 642-nucleotide messenger RNA. Its product is annotated as endocuticle structural glycoprotein ABD-4-like. The record is from RefSeq and is a predicted model, not a curated record. Gene Ontology annotation, molecular function: structural constituent of chitin-based larval cuticle. NCBI's taxonomy places the organism in Eukaryota, Metazoa, Arthropoda, Insecta, Hymenoptera, Agaonidae. Gene Ontology annotation, cellular component: chitin-based extracellular matrix. Bases 76 to 528 code for a protein of 150 amino acids. The transcript is spliced from 2 exons.